AUGCUGUGUUCUUGGAGACUUGAGGAGAAGCUCCGGCAUCAUUCUGGUAUCAGAGCGAGGAUGGCAGAAGGAAGCAACCGGGUGGCCGCCUGUGAAGAACGCAGCCUAGAUGGCCUGUGGGCCGAACAUAAUAAUCUCGUUAGGAGAACGGAAGAAAUUUCGGCGGAUAUGCACCAUCUCUUUGGGGAAUUAGGCCGGGAGUUAAGGUUGAUCAAUGCUCGUCUCGACAGGAACCAAGCCGCUCGUACACCCGGACCGGUGAAUUUGCCGGCGACGAGACGUGGGUUCGUGGCAGGUCGAGAUUGUCAACGUAAUACGCGGGUUUUGGAAUCGACAGAUUCCGAAGAGGAGAUAAAUCUUGGGCGAUCAGUGGAGCAGUCGGAUUCGGAAGGCGAGAUCAUUCCGAAUCGGAGACGCCGUCAAACCGACAGAGACAGGACUCACGGUGAUUUUCGAAUCAAAUUAGACAUACCAUUUUUUGAUGGUGGAUUGCAUAUCGAGGAUUAUCUCGAUUGGGAAAGGUCGGUUGAAUCGUUUUUCGAGUAUAUGGAAGUUGAGCCGGAACGACAGGUGAAGUAUGUCGCCUGCAGAUUAAGGGGCGGCAUGAGUGCGUGGUGGCAACAAGUAGUUCAAUCCCGGAGACGUGAAGGAAGAGGAGCUGUCCGGAGCUGGUAUCAGCAUUGUUCACAAGGCAGCAAGACGGUGAACGAGUAUACAGAGGAGUUUUAUCAGUUAAGUGCCCGAAACAAUCUUCAAGAAUCUGAAAAUCAACUGGUUGCAAGAUAUAUUGGUGGGUUGAAGGAAUCCAUUCAGGAGAGACUCGAACUCAAUUCGGUUUGGUCUCUUUCACAAGCGGUAAACUAUGCUCUCAAAAUUGAGAUACAAUCCAAAAGGCACACUCAAAACCGGCCGAACCGAAGGAAUUGGAAUCCUCCAGCUGAAGCUAACAGAAACGCAACACCACACCCGACUCAAAUCAGUAAGCCAAUGCCAAGCUCAGUAUCCUCCGGACAACCAGCAACGCCGGGACAGAAGCAGUUUGAGAGGGGCAAUCUGAAAGGCAAAGCACCCAUGAAAGAAAACCCAUAUGCUAAACCUGGCAAUUUCAAAUGUUUCUGUUGUUUUCAGCCGGGCCACAAGUCUAAUGAAUGCCCCACCCGUGCGCAAUUGCAGUUGCUAGAAGGUGAAAUGAUGAAGAAGAAGGGUAAGGUGUGUGAUGUGCUAAUUGAUAGUGGAUGCACGGAGAAUGUUGUUUCUCGUGGUGUUGUGCAAUCUUUACAAUUAAAAAACACAAAGAGCCCGAACCCUUAUAGAAUAAGUUGGGUAAAGAAGGGUAUAGAAAUGUUGGUAACUAACAUGUGCAAAGUUCCUUUCUCCAUCGGCAAGCACUAUGCUAGUGAAGUCUUGUGCGACGUCAUAGAUAUGGACGUGUGCCAUUUGAUUUUGGGGCGACCUUGGCAAUAUGAUGUGGGAGCGAUUUUUGAUGGUCGAGCUAAUACAUAUUCCUUUGAAUGGAAAGGCAAAAGGUUACGGUUGCUGCCCCGGGUGCCAGAUCAAGAUGCCAACAAUGUUAAUUCUAAAGCUUCACUUGUGGCCGUUUCAGGAAAAUCUCUGCUUAAUGAAUGGAAAGAUUCAUCAUGUAUCAUGGCCUUGUUGGUUAAAGAACAAACCAGCAGCCCAGAAGCUCAUUCCUUGCCUGAAGCGGUGAAAUCCUUGUUACAGCAAUUCGCAGAUGUUGCUCCGCCAGAACUGCCUGUGGGUCUUCCCCCAUUGAGAGCCAUCCAGCAUCAAAUUGAAUUAGUGCCUGGAGCAAAUCUGCCAAAUCUACCUCAUUAUAAGUUGAGUUCGAAUGAGCACAACGUGCUGCAGCAAAUUGUCGAUGAGAUGCUGGAUAAACAGUUGAUCCAACCCAGCCUUAAUUCGUGCGCCGUACCAGCACUGUUAGUACCCAAGAAAGACGGCAGUUGGAGGAUAUGUAUGGAUAGCCGUUCCAUAAACAAGAUCACAGUCAAAUUCCGUUUUCCCAUGCCGAGGAUGGAAGACAUGCUAGACAAUUUGUCCGGGGCUCAAGUGUUUUCUAAACUUGAUUUGCGGAUAUCACCAAAUCAGAGUGCGACCUGGUGA
This is a messenger RNA of Dendrobium catenatum, 2124 nucleotides long. RefSeq lists its product as uncharacterized. Bases 1 to 2124 code for a protein of 707 amino acids. The record is from RefSeq and is a predicted model, not a curated record. Gene Ontology annotation, molecular function: nucleic acid binding; zinc ion binding. Lineage: Eukaryota; Viridiplantae; Streptophyta; Magnoliopsida; Asparagales; Orchidaceae. The transcript is spliced from 4 exons.